Biomphalaria glabrata is the source of this 7956-nucleotide messenger RNA. RefSeq lists its product as uncharacterized. Gene Ontology annotation, molecular function: voltage-gated proton channel activity. Gene Ontology annotation, cellular component: plasma membrane. Gene Ontology annotation, biological process: proton transmembrane transport. The record is from RefSeq and is a predicted model, not a curated record. The coding region runs from base 1408 to 4545 and encodes 1045 amino acids. NCBI's taxonomy places the organism in Eukaryota, Metazoa, Mollusca, Gastropoda, Planorbidae. The transcript has 9 exons.
ACCUCAACCCACCUUGAAGACACUAGAACUUAAGAGAUAGUGGGCGGGUUUGUAGCGGAGCUAUUUCUGGAAUCAAAUUCACGUCUAAAUUUGGAAGCGAAAGUCUUAGAAGAAAUUUGUCUCCGUCUGAUUUUAUUUUGUUUAUUAAAGCCUCCUCAAAAUAAAUAAAAAAAAAAAAGAUUGAAAUUCAGAAAGAAGAAGCGAAAUAUCAACGAAUAUUCUAGAAUCAAGUUUCAGGGAAUAAAAUAGCGGAAUCUCUAUUCUAUUUUUCUCUGCAAAUGUCAAACGGAUAUGUCUGUGGUGCUUAGAAAUUUCUUUUUCCAACGUUGAAGAGGUCAUUCCCAGAAUGCUACCAGCGACCUAUUUAGAAAGCAUUGUCAGAAAACACGCUUCUUGAACACACGACGUGGAUAAUUCGAUAAGAAAACACGCAACUUGAGAAUAGCUACUUCCGCUGACCAUGUCCUGCACUCCUGUCGUAUGCUGGCACGGCCCAGAUGACCGUUGGUCGGCAGGAUAGCGCAAACAUUGAGCAAGCGUGACAGAGAAUGAAGUUUCAAACUGAAAGCAGCGCAAUCAAUUCUAGAAACAUCUAACCAUAAUCUUGUAGCCAUUUUUUCAACUAUUUGAGGAAUGGUGCACAAUACUGUCUAUUAAAGUCACACAAUGUAUCAAUAGAUCAGUCUACAAACCUAGCUGUGCCGUAUGAUUGUUUUCUUUUUAUGAGCUAGAUCUAGUUACAAUAUGUGCUAAAAUGUUUACGUUGGUUUCCACAAUGCAAAAUGUUUUUAUUUUAGUAUUCUAACCAAACACAGAUAAUGUUUGCAUAGUAAUGUCUUCAUAAUUAGACCCACUGACAAUUAUAGUGUAAAGCCGCAUUCUAAAUUUCCAAAAAAUAUAAAUAUUUCAAUAACAACAAAAUGAUGAAAAGCAAUUAAAAGUGUUUUUCUUUAAAGAAUUUGUUAUUAUUAUCGUUAUAAUACGUUAUUGUUAUUCAUUUAUAAUUGUGACGCUUCUGGGGGAAAAAAAAUUCAAAAAGGCACAAUCGAAACAUUUCUUUUUGUUUAUUAUUAUUACACGCUGGGGGGAAAUUCCAAAAUUGUUUUUAGAUUUCAUUUUGUUUUUGUUCCAAUAUCAUAAUGGAUAAAUUGUUUUUAACAAACUCUUUGUAUUUCACUCCUUACUUGUGUUGGAUGCGACAACUGCAAUAUUGGUUAUAUCUAAUAAUGGAUAAACAGACUUCGGGCAUGUUUUGUUGUUAGCAGAAUUCAAUAGUUUCCCUAUGGAGCGCCUCAUUCCUAUCGGAGUACGUCAUUGGCUUCUAAAAGAGAAUAUUUUGCCUACUGUCCAAGCUUCAAGUUUUGAAUUUAUAGUUCCAGGGCCGUAGACUGGAGAAGGAGCGUAUUGAUGGGCGAUGCAGGGCCGAAGACGAACCCGCGAAACCGGGGUCUCUCUUCGCCUUGGAUGCCAAGACUUCGCAAACGUGGUGAAAAGAUUCUUCAUAGUAAAUACGUGGUCAUCUUAGUGAUUAUAUUGACUAUUACAGACUGCGCCCUGGUCAUCGCAGAGCUAAUCCUGGACUUGUACAGUGUCAAAAAAACCUUAUCAGCUACUGAGAACCAGACGUUUAGUUUCAUACUCGCUGUCAAGAAACGCUACCCUGAUGAUUUCAAGGACAGUGACACGGUAGCCUACAUCUACGAGAAAGUGGCAAACGCUACCAUACUGUGGGACAACCCAGUGCAUGAUCAGAUCCGGCUGAGGGUUAAGCCGGAAACAGCGGCCAAAUCCACUCCGUCCAUCAACAUGAGUGCAGCGAUGGGCCAACCGUGGGAGAACUUUAGUGCAACGCCAGUCGACUUGAGGACUAACAGAGCCGGAAGUGUUAGUCGGACUAUACAGGUGGACACUUCGAGGAAUAUUUCGCACACGGGGCGCCGAUUCAGGCGCUCUUUCAAAAGCAAUAGCACCGAGGCUCCGAUAAGCGCCUCAAACAACGAAGAUUCUCUGGACGAGGACCUUACGCGUGUGACCUCGCUAACAAUACUCGUCCAGAGUUUUCGUCACAUACUUGACUACCUCAUUUCCGGUGUUCAUGAACACCUUCUUCAAAAUUCCAGCCCUUCCAACAACGACGACGAUCCAUAUAUCAGCGAGGAAGAGGACGACAUCCUGAACGAAGCGUUCGGCGAGGGUUACCUUCGAUACGCCAAAGAUUUACUUGUUCUCUACGCCCAGCUUUCAGAAAUGUUUACUAUGCAAUUGAACAAUCGCCUCACCUACGGUGCCGCCCCAGAAACAUCAAAGCAAUCAGGCAACAGUACGCCUCUGCAUAAUCCGCCUCUGUUACACAACAGUGAGCCUAGCGCGUCUUUAACUCUCGACGCCCCUGACUUCAACGACAAAUCAAGCACGGGUGCUACGAAUUCUAAACUCAGUGAUAUCCACGCCGUGGUUGAGGAUGGCGUCUAUGACACCCCGGGGAUAAAGGGAGCCAUCAGGCGGGUGAUUCGAGACGUGGAUAGUUCUAACUACAGCGUUAUUGUAGAACCUGACAAGGGUCAUAAUGACACGACGACUGGGCAGCAGGUCAAUCAGGACUUAGAGAAGGACAUGAUGCGGAGGCAGCUUCACCACAGCAAGGAAAUGGAGAUAGCGCACAAGCUUCACUACGCAAGUCUAUUUGUGGUGUCCAUCUUACUCAUUGGGGUGUUGAUGAAGAUUGCCUGCUCGGGAUCUCAUUUUUUCAAAAGAAAAAUUCAGGUAUUUGAUGCAAUAGUUAUCAUCGCUUCAUUCGCUGUGGACCUGACCUUCAUUAAAGGCCUGGCCGAGUUCGCGGUAGAUGAUUCCAUAUUCGUGCUCGUCUUUCUCUUGCCCUGGAGGGUCAUUCGGGUGGUCAACAGUCUUGUGAUGGCUGUGAUUGACCACGAGCAUGUCAAACUGAGGCUGCUGUACUCAAGGAAGAAAAAGCUGGACAAGACUGUGGAAACACUCAGGAACGAGACGGACGAGCUGAAGGGAAUGCUACAAGAUGUCCGACAGUUCUGCAUCAAGGAAGGAAUAGAUGCCAGCCUUAUCGAUAGCAUGCUGGGUAAAUUUGCACCUCGGCGAAGGAAGGAUUCCAAGUUCUACACUCUGGUGAAGCUCGUCAUGAGCACUGCUUCCAUGAACAACAAUGACAACGAUUCCAUCAGCAGUUCCUCCAUGGAGAACGACCUCCGGCACAUCGCCAACAGGGACAGCGCCCUGGCCGAAGUGCCCAGCAGCCAGGGGACGAUGUCUUCCCUUAAACACUACCUGUCCGUGCCCUUCUGCUCCCCGCCGUCCAAUUCAAACUCGGACGUCGAGAGCAUGGCUGGGGAUGUGGCCAUCCGGAGCCCGAGCAUCUUCGUCACCUCGCCCACCAGCGAUGACGGCUGCGGGAACGGGACGUUCUCCUUCUGUGACGUUGAAAUGGAAGUCGGGAACGACGAGGCGGCUGCCGCGGGCGGAAGCUGCAGACUGGACACGCCCGACUCAAUUAUCGAGGAAGAGGUCGCGGUAGCCACCAUGUCCGUGACGUCCAACACGCUCCACGCCAGCCCUCCUUGCUCUGUUGCAUUUUUCGUUGGAAGCCAAUCUUCUUUGGAUAUAAAAUCUUCUGCCGACGACAGCAACGGAUCGUCAAAUCUAUCCAGCGAGGGCAAAGACAAUGGCGGGUGGGCAGGGCUCACUACGGGAAAUCCCGAAGGUGCUUGUGGCGGGCGGGCAGGGCUCACUACGGGAAAUCCCGAAGGUGCUUGUGGCGGGCGGGCAGGGCUCACUACGGGAAACCCGGAAGGUGCUUGUGGCGGGCAUUUCCUUGCUUACGAAGGCGUGGACAAUAAUAAGAACAUGUUUAACCAGCACUACGGCCAGUUUCUUACCGUACCGGAGUGUCUUGUGGAUAUGACCGACUGCGACGUAGCUACCAAUAACAAUCAUAACAACAAUCACGUAACAGAAGAUCAUGUUCUAGACUCUCCCGCUGACACCGAAGGUAACAAAACGAAAUUUGAAAUGCGACGAUCCGCGUCAGAAAAUGUAAACGUGAACACUGUUGAGCCGUUUUCCUCACACGUCCGUCACGGCAGCCCAGUUCCCUUACGCCGCGUGCCGGAUGUGCGCUCGAAGAGGAAAGAGUACAGCAGGUCAAGGUCAGAAUCAGAAGACAAAGAAGCUGUCCUGCUGCUUCGCCCAGACUCCAAGGCUCGUUUCAGGCGCCACAGCGGUGAGCCGAGAACCACAACCCGGUCCGAGUUGAAAUCUGAACUGGAAAACAGCAGGCGAUCUACGAGCCCAACCCCAGCUUCGUAUUUGACCAUCCCGGGCCAAAGUGUGAUUGGCGGGAGCGUCACUUACUCGUCCUCCAGGUCUAUGAAUGACGUCAGCUACGCGGGCAAUGUCCAGGCUAACAAUAUCGGCAACGAUGGGAGGAUACUUCGUCGCUCCUGCCUCAGCUUGAACAGCGACGGGCGCAAACGCCGCGCCAAGUCGGCACACAGGGUCAGCUUCAAAGUAUCUUAGCAUUUCGCUUAACCCUUUACUGCCUUGUGCGCUAGUUAACCUUAUUCAUUUUUGUUGUUUUUUACACUAUGCUAUUAGUAAUAAGUAGAUAAAGCUACUUAGUAACAAAUGAGUUAAACGAGCCUUGUUAGCUCCAGUAGAAUCUGAUCGAUGUAAAUAGCUUUCUACAUCAGCUGCUUCGUUCCAUGCCCUUUUGCUCUAUCUCACUCUCAUUAAAACAGAUAUACACAUUAAAUCCGACGACAUAAUUAUCUCGAGUAAUUAAAUUUUAAAGGGCGUCAGAGAGGAGAACUCUGGCAUGCAAGAGUUAUCGGUCGUGGCAGUUAUUCACCAAGAGCUCGUUUGAAUCUGAAACAGAUUUAUUCUAAGUUAGUAUCAGCUCCACUUAGGCAAAAAUGUUGGAACAAAUUGCAGCACUAGAGAGACAGCCGUCAUCGCGAUGAAGUGUACAGUGUUCAGCAACGUUCUGGUAUGUAGCAGACAGUGGGUUUCUUGUAAGGGAAAUGUUGAAUUUAAAGUUUAUAUGCCAAUGGAGCCUAACUACGAGCUUUUUUCAGCUCUGUUUUUCUACUGGUGGUACAAGUUCGCCGACUGUAAGCGAACACUUAAGAAGAACUUUAAUCUUUGGCUAAGCGUGGACUUGUCGGAAGAGUCGCUAACGAUUGUUAAGGCUAGAUAAUGGAGUGGUUAAAAUUUUGACUUACUAAACUCCAAAAAAUAACACAAAAAUCUAUAUUUAAAAAACUACUCAACAGAAAUUUGGAAAAGGGUGAUAUGUUCAAUUCUUUUGGGUUCACCUUUGGAGAAAAAAAAAACAAAAUCCAGAACUGGAUUUAGGCUUGAUAAGGCCCUUAGCUAUUAGUGAUAUGCGGCCACUUGUAAACCAAUUUUUUUCCAUUUAAAGUUUCAUAAAAAUUAUUGAAACUAUCUCUGUGACCAUUUUACACACCGGAUAAGCAAGCUGACAUAACAUCGAAUACAGCAGAGGUGGCCCUUGGAGGAUAGCGAGUCUGAAAGCCACCCGGCAAUAUGGAGAUAUUUUCACCAUUAGCUCUAUAUAAAAAUUUGAGGAGCCUUGAUAUUCUCCCAGGACAUCGCCACCUGCAAAAGUCGCCCCCAAUAUACUGCAUUUAAGCAAUGUUCAGACUGAAGUUUGACAUUAUUUCAUUGUUAUCAUUUAUAAAUAGGCUUCAAUGGUUAUUAUCCAGACCUUCACAUUUAGAGUUGCUGUAGGUUAAUACUAACGGUUCUGAAGUACCAUCUAAUGAGGAUAAUACGCAAGUUUUUUUUUGUUGUAAUUUUGUUCUCUACCCUUGACUUUUAUAAUUCGUUUCGUUUCUGAGGCAAAUCUUUGAUUUAAAUCGAGGAUGUUUGUUGUCAAUUAACAAGGGAAAACAAUCCAAUGUUAUGAGCAUCAAACAGACCAUUGCCAAGUUGUACGUACUACAAUGUUGCCUGGCUUUGAAGAUUACGAAUAGGAUUGCCACAGGAUUGUGUGGCUUAUCAAGUGCCAAGAUGGAGUUCAAAUUGAACACUGGAGGAACAUAGUAUAAGGAAUUCUUUCUAGUGUCGUUUAUAUUGACCUCCAAACCUAGAAAACCAUUGAACUAACGCAAGAUUCUGAUAUGCGAUAAUAAAAUCUGUAUAUAUAGGUUAUGUAUUGAACUCUUUUAUUUAGUUAGUCAGCACAAUAUACAUAACUACAUUGGUAUAUUAUUUUUUUAAUUGAUUGUUUUGAAAGUCAAAGUGGCAAUUAUUUAUUUUAAUUAAUUUAUUGUUUGAUAACAGGUUGUUUAUUUGUUUUAAUGUUAAUCGCUAACACACAUAAUAUUUUGUGGCAAUUAGAGUUGUUUAAUAUCAAUGCAAUUUUGUUUUUUUUCAUUUAUGGACUGGACAUCAAGUUUUGAUAUUCAAUUACAAUGACUUAAGCUACCGUUAAUCGAAACAAAACUAUUACCCCGGUUAUUUAUGUUCAUAUGUUCUUAUUCAUGACUUUGACAAAAUGUUAUAAUGUUAACAUGACAAAAGGUUUUUGUUUAAACUAUUAGUGCGCUUAGUUUAUAACCUAGAUGAGUUAAUGGUCACGAAUGGAAUCAUGGGUAAUAUCUGUCGUCUGCUCAUCCACUCUAGCAUAAAUAUAAUUUCUUUGUCACUGUCGUGUGAAAUUGAGAAAUAAAAUUUCAUUUUCUUUCGUAAUAUACCCUGAUGCGUUGGGGCUGAGUGGUAAGGUAAAUUGAUAGGCUUCCGAACUGAGGGACUCGGAUUGAAAUCCUAGUGAAGGCUGGGAGAUUGAAUUUUGUGGGGGGUUUUUUUGGACUUCCCUGAGUCGUCCCAACUCUAAUGGGUACUCAACUAGGUGGGUAAAAUAAAGGUGAUUGGGUGGUUGUAUUCGUUUAUCGUCGGCUAUAGAAUCAGAUGACAUUUACAUCGUCUGCCCCAUGAGUUGCUGGGUCUGAAAGGUGUACUUACUUUUUAUACAUUAACAGAAUUAGUUCAUUGAAUGAAGAAGCAUCCACCAACAAAUGAUAUUGUGAUAUUGUACCUAUAUCUUGGUAUUUCGGUAUAGUGAAGUUUCAUUCCUAAACUGCAUCCACUGGCGAGUAAAUGGUGUAGCCAGGGCCGGAUUUUAGUAUGUGGAGGCCCAUACACUCUGUUUAAUUGAGAUCCACUUAUAAAUACUUCUAUUUAAAAUCAAGCUUUAUUUUAGAAGAAAGACCUAGAGAACUUGUACAUUUAAUAUCACGUUCCUUUUUUUUUUUUAAAUAUUCAAUAUGCAAAUAUUUUAGUUUCAAAAAAGGACUUGAGCUUGUGGAGAGUAAGGUCCUGUGUAGACGCAUUGUCGUGAAUCCGGACCUGUAUCGGUAUUUACAUAUUCCGAGCAUACAACUACAAGCGGACACCUCUUAAUCACGACAUUGUCGCCACCAAUGUAAGAUUUAAAGUGUUAGCGUUAAAGAUGUGGAGAAAAAAAAUACUUUAAAGUUUCUGACCCGUCGAAAUUCCGAUAUAUUUUUUUCUCUUUUGUGGAGGCCCCUUUCUUGUGGAUACCCCGGGGCUGUAGCCCACCUGCAAUCCCUUAAAUCCGGUCCUGGGUGUAGCGAGGUGGAUAGUUUCUGUAUAUGAGAAGCAUACAUCGAACAGAGCAUGAAUUUCGGUUUUAAAAGCGGGCUCUUAAAAAUUAAAUCAUUUUCUUCUAAUUUCUUGAUAGUUGUUCAUAUUUGUAAUUGUGUAAAGGGAAGAUUUUUGUUUUUAAUGUAAUAGUCCAGUCCAAGGACUGAAAGGAGAACUUUACUAUUUACUAUGAAUUUUUUUUAUAUAAUGUAGGAGUUGUUGCAAGUGUUUGUAUAUAUACCUAUUGACUGUAUUUUGUUGAUGCAGAUUUAAAGUGCAAUGUGAGCUGCAUGUGAUAUA